Callorhinchus milii (elephant shark) is the source of this 2394-nucleotide messenger RNA. RefSeq names its product exocyst complex component 7 (gene exoc7). Gene Ontology annotation, cellular component: exocyst. The record is from RefSeq and is a predicted model, not a curated record. NCBI's taxonomy places the organism in Eukaryota, Metazoa, Chordata, Chondrichthyes, Chimaeriformes, Callorhinchidae. Gene Ontology annotation, molecular function: phosphatidylinositol-4,5-bisphosphate binding. The transcript is spliced from 22 exons. The coding region runs from base 101 to 2275 and encodes 724 amino acids. Gene Ontology annotation, biological process: exocytosis.
ACGGAGGGGGCGGAAGUGCGUAGACGGAAGUGAAGGCCGGGAAGCCGGAGCGGGCAGGAGAGAGAGAGAGAGAGACACAGACAGACACAGAGGGGGCGACAUGAUCGUCACUGAGGAUGCCUCCGCCAGGAAACGGAGCAUCGAGGAGAAGCUGCGGCAGGAACAGGAAACAUUGUUAUUCAUCAAGGAAAGCCUGGAGAAAAGUGACCAGUUGACAAAAAAUAUGGUCUCUAUCCUUUCCUCAUUUGAAAGCCGUCUCAUGCAGUUGGAAAACUCCAUCAUUCCGGUCCAUAAGCAGACAGAAAACCUGCAGCGUCUCCAGGAUAACGUGGACAAGACGCUGUCCUGCCUGGACCAUGUCAUCAGCUACUACCAUGUGGCCAAGGAUACCGAGAAGAUCAUCCGGGAGGGUCCUGCGGGACGGCUGGAUGAGUACCUGAGCUGCAUGGCGAGGAUUCAGAAAGCUGUGGAAUAUUUCCAGGACAACAACCCGGACAGCCCUGAGCUCAAUCGGGUGAAGUUUCUCUUUGAGAAGGGCAAGGAGUCCCUGGAGUCUGAACUCCGCAGCCUCCUGACCCGCAACAGUAAGCCCGUCCUCCCUGUGGUCGUCCUGGAUCUGAUCGUGGGGGACGAGGAGAUAGAACCAACAGAGGAGGCACCUCUGGAGCAUCUCCCUGACAACAUCCUGCAGGACCUGAUCUGUAUCUCACUCUGGCUGGUGGAAUACGGCAGGAACCUAGACUUUAUGAACGUGUAUUAUCAGAUCCGCUCUAAGCAGUUGGACAACUCCAUCAAAGGGCUGAAAGACCAUUUCCGUAAGAACAGCACGUCCUCCGGGGUCCUGUACUCUCCCGCUGUUCAGAACAAGAGGAAAGACACUCCCACCAAGAAACCCGUCAAGAGGCCAGUCUACAUCCCAGGCACUGUCCGUAAGGUUCAGAAUCUGCUCAAACCAUACUCUCAGCAUGUGCUGGAUGGGAAAAGGGGUGUUUCUAAUCUCACUCCCAUUGAAGGUCAUGAUCACAACUCGCGGGCUAAACACCUCUCAGAUACGCUGAAUGAGAAGCACGGGCCAGGCUCGGGGAAGGAAGAUGUGCUCGACAGUGAAAUAGACUCUUACAUCAACUGUAUCAGUGCCUUUGUUAAACUGGCACAGAGUGAGUAUCGCUUGCUGACUGAUAUCAUUCCAGAACAUCACCAGAAGAGAACCUUUGAUUCCCUGAUACAGGAAGCGCUGGACAACCUGAUGCUGGAGGGAGAGAGCAUCGUGGCUGCAGCCCGUCGCGCCAUCCUAAGACAUGAAUACUCGGCCGUGCUGACCAUCUUCCCCAUCCUCAAGCACCUCAAACAGACCAAGCCUGACUUCGAUCAGGUGCUGCAGGGCACCGCGGCCAGUACUAAGAAUAAACUUCCUGUCCUCAUCACCUCCAUGGAAACCACGGGGGCAAAAGCGCUGGAGGAGUUUGCUGACAACAUUAAGAACGAUCCUGACAAGGAGUACAACAUGCCCAAGGACGGCACCGUGCACGAGCUGACCAGUAAUGCCAUAUUAUUCCUGCAACAGCUGCUGGAUUUCCAGGAGACUGCGAGUGCAAUGCUGGCUUCACAGGUUCUGGGGGACACUUACAAUAUCCCUCUCGAUCCCAGAGAGACAAGUUCCUCAGCUUCCAGCUAUAGCUCCGAGUUCAGCAGACGGCUUCUAAGCAACUACAUCUGCAAGAUACUUGGCAACUUGCAGUUGAACCUGCACAGCAAGGCCAAGGUUUAUGAGGACUCUGCUCUCGGCGCUGUCUUUCUUCUGAACAACUUUAAUUACAUCCUGAAAUCCCUCGAGAAGUCUGAAUUAAUCCAGCUUGUAGCAGUCACGCAGAAGAAUCCAGAUAAAGCCUACAGGGGGAACAUCGAGGAGCAACUACUCACCUACCAGCGCAGUUGGUUGAAGGUCACUAUGUCCAUCACUGAGGGGAAUAUGCCAGCUUUCCAGCCCGGAACUAAAUUAAAGGAUAAGGAGAGGCAGAUGAUUAAAGACCGAUUUAAGGGGUUUAAUGACGGCCUUGAGGAGCUGUGCAAAAUCCAGAAGUCCUGGGCCAUUCCCGACAAGGAGCAAAGGGAUAAAAUCCGGAGAGCCCAGAAAGAGAACGUGACUGUAGCCUAUCGAGGCUUCUGGCAAAGGUAUUCCAAUGUUCCCUUCACCAAAAACCCUGAAAAAUAUAUUAAAUACAGAGUGGACCAAGUAGAAGAAAUGAUUGAAAAGCUCUUUGACACUUCAGCCUGAUCUCUGCACCUGGAAAAACCCUCUCACGAGUCAUGUAUUUGCUACCAACCAAUGUACAAAGCUGUAUUAUAAAGUGACUGUGUCCAUCGACUGGAGAAAAACAAAGCACAUAAGAAGUA